Messenger RNA from Danio rerio (zebrafish), 1632 nucleotides. The record is from RefSeq and is a predicted model, not a curated record. NCBI's taxonomy places the organism in Eukaryota, Metazoa, Chordata, Actinopteri, Cypriniformes, Danionidae.
AUGGGAGUUGUAAAGAAAUUUAAAAAGUUCUGUAACUGGGUCUUUUCUCGGAAAUCCGGGAAAACCCAGAAGAACCUAAUCGAGGGCGACCUCGAGCACCAGAGAUGUUCUGAUGGCGAAGCCGGACCAAGUAACGUCGCGUUCAUCUCUCACAUUCAUACCGGGGCUGGUGUUUCACCAAGCCCAGCACCACAGAAAGCGGAGAAGAAACUAAAGAGGUUCCGGAAAUGGUUUUCUCGGAAAUUCAAGAAAACCACAACCAGAGCCCCACAGACCCAGCUGAGCAGCCCACAGAAUCAGAGAUCCCAUAAUGGUGAAGCUGCGUGUGUGUCGCCGAGGCCGGUUCAGGACGAGCGGGUCAACAACAGGUGCGUGUCUAUCCAGACCCCUGUGAAGACCCCGUCAACAGAAACCGAACAGCCCGACACUGAAUGCUGGCACUUGUGUGUUUCUUCUCUGACCCCCGCGGAUAUCAGCCAGUCUGACCGCGCUUCAGUGCAAAGCUGGCAAUCUUGUGCGUCUUCGCUUGACCCCGCGGAGAAAAGCGAAUCUGACCGCGCAUCAGUGUUUAGUUGGCACUCUUGUGUGUCUUCGCUUGGCACCGAGGAGAUCAACGAAUCUGACCGCGCUUCAGUGCACAGCAGGCACUCUUGUGCGUCUUCGCUGACCGCUGACCACAACAACGAGGAAAACGCUUCCAGUGAGGACUCCAUAGAGUCGGAGGAAAGGACGCCUUCCUCAUCAGAUGACUAUUCUUGGAAGACAGAAGAGUACACCCCAUUUAAUAUGGAGGGAGCAGAUACCGGUAACAUCUACAAGGAAUAUCAAGUGGAUAAUGUUAUAGGUCAAGGAACAUUUGGAGUGGUCUCUGCUGGAGUUCGUCUGUCUGAUUCACGAAAGGUGGCAAUCAAAUAUGUGAGCAAGAGUCAUACAAGAAGAACCAUGACGAUUCUAUCAUCACAGAAGACUGUUCCACAAGAAGUCGGCUUGAUGUAUUUGAUAAGCAGAGGUCCUUACGUUCCUCAAAUAAUACAACCGCUGGAUUGGUUUGAGUCACGAACCCAAUACGUACUGGUGGUAGAGCGUCCCGAACCAUGUAUGGACCUGGACAGGUUUGUAAUGCAGCAUGGUUGGAAAAUCAGCGAAUCCCAAACACGAGUGGUGAUACGCCAGGUGGCCACUGCUGCAAAAGUAUGCUGUGAAAGGGGAGUCUACCACAGCGACAUCAAGAUGGAAAACCUGCUCAUCAACCCCCACACCUUGCAGGUCAAACUCAUCGACUUUGGUGCUGGAAGUGUCGUGACCAAAAAGGGCUACACAACAUUCCGUGGUACAAGAGUUUAUGCUCCUCCGGAAUUUGACAAAUGUGGCAGGAUGCAUGCCAAGACUGCAACGGUGUACUCUAUAGGAGUACUGUUGUUCAAGCUGCUUUGUGGACAUUUCCCUAAAAAAGAGCUCAGUAGGAUUGCCACCAGAACCUGGCAGCAUGACGACCUAUCCAAAGAAUGCAUCGACCUGAUCUGUUCGUGUUUGGAAAGUGAUCCAACCAAGCGGAUUCCACUUGAAAAGAUCCUCCUCCAUAACUGGUUCCAGGUUUUGAUCCUGAAGCCAAGCAACAGAAGAAACGAUUAA